CGUGGACCUAAUGGAGUACUACCUAGUACCAACCAACCAUUCAGACCAUUCAGCCUUUACCUAGUACAGAGUACCUCCCACUCCGUACCUGCCGUCUUCCAAGGUUCUUAUAGUUCUUUUCUUCCGACUCUUUUAAAACUUCCUCCCCAUCUCUACUUUUUCUCUUCCUUCAUAAUAAGCCCCUCCGAUCCAUCCUCCCCUUAAACAUCUUUUAUAUUGUUCUCCCCGCCUAUUUAUUUCUUAGGCACCUCCAUCCCAUCUUCCCCUCUUUCACCGCUGUUCACCCUAGCUCAUCAAUUAUUUCGCAAUGUCUGCCCCCGCCUCCAAGUUCAAGGUCGCCGACCUCUCUCUUGCCGCUUUCGGCCGCAAGGAGAUUGAGCUUGCCGAGAACGAAAUGCCCGGUCUGAUGGCCAUUCGAAAGAAAUAUGCCGCUGACCAACCUCUUGCCGGUGCCCGUAUUGCCGGUUGCCUACACAUGACCAUCCAGACCGCCGUCUUGAUCGAGACUUUAACUUCCCUUGGUGCCGAGGUCACCUGGACUUCUUGCAACAUCUUCUCUACCCAAGACCAUGCCGCCGCCGCCAUCGCUGCCGCCGGUGUCCCCGUCUUUGCCUGGAAGGGCGAGACCGAGGAGGAGUACAACUGGUGCUUAGAGCAGCAACUUCUUGCUUUUAAGGAUGGCAAGAAGCUCAACCUUAUCCUCGACGAUGGUGGUGACCUGACCCACCUCGUCCACGACAAGUACCCCGACAUGCUUAAGGACUGCUUCGGUGUUUCCGAGGAGACUACCACCGGUGUCCACCACCUGUACCGUAUGUUGAAGAACAACUCUCUUCUCGUACCCGCCAUCAACGUCAACGACAGCGUUACCAAGAGCAAGUUCGAUAACCUGUACGGUUGCCGUGAGUCUCUGAUCGAUGGUAUCAAGCGCGCUACCGAUGUCAUGAUUGCCGGCAAGAUUGCUGUCGUUGCUGGUUUCGGUGAUGUCGGUAAGGGUUGUGCCAUGGCUCUACACGGAAUGGGCGCCCGCGUCCUUGUCACCGAGGUCGACCCCAUCAAUGCCCUCCAGGCUGCCAUGGCUGGUUUCCAGGUCACUACCAUGGAGAAGGCUGCUUCCAUCGGCCAGAUCUUCGUCACUACCACCGGUUGCCGAGAUAUCCUGGUUGGUGAGCACUUUGAGGCCAUGCCCAACGAUGCCAUUGUUUGCAAUAUUGGACACUUCGAUAUCGAGAUUGACGUUGCCUGGUUGAAGAAGAAUGCCAAGAGCGUCCAGAACAUCAAGCCCCAAGUUGACCGUUUCGUCAUGGCCAACGGCCGACACAUCAUUCUUUUGGCUGAGGGACGAUUGGUCAAUCUCGGAUGUGCCACCGGUCACUCUUCCUUCGUCAUGUCCUGCUCCUUCAGCAACCAGGUCCUUGCACAGAUCAUGUUGUUCAAGGCUCAGGACAAGGCUUUCGGCCAGAAGUACGUUGCCUUCGCCAAGACUGAGAAGCUGCCCAUCGGUGUCUACGUGUUGCCGAAGAUCCUAGACGAAGAGGUUGCCAGACUACACCUUUCCCACGUCAACGCCGAGCUCACUAGCCUUACCAAGGUACAAGGCGAAUACCUCGGAUUGGAGCUCGAGGGUCCUUUCAAGAGCGACCACUACCGUUACUAAUUUCUCUUUUGUAUACCAAUUACUUCGACGUACAUAGAUAUCAACAUGUGUACUCGAGAGUUAUUUACAACUAACUCACCCGAAUCCUGUCCUUGGACGAGAUCGGUCUGUGUUUCAACAAGCAUGAGUCUACGCACGCAUCAACUUGCAUUGGGGAUACGGGGUAUGAGGAAUCAAAAGGGACCAGGAGUGCCGGCAGGUCAUAAUUUUUUCAACAAAAACGGCGUUGGCAAUUUGAUGCAUGACAUGAUUCCCCUCAUGGCGUUUUGAGAUUUCAAGGCCAAGGCAAUGGUCAAUUUGAUAAAUACCUAUACAGCUAGAGAAAAGAGCUGAGCAUUGUCCGUCAACCGGAUAUGGAUAGAAGAUAGAAGCAACCAGUGCACUUUUUCUGUCCA
Molecule: messenger RNA, 2052 nt
Organism: Annulohypoxylon maeteangense
Lineage: Eukaryota; Fungi; Ascomycota; Sordariomycetes; Xylariales; Hypoxylaceae
Product: Adenosylhomocysteinase
Exons: 5
Coding region: 308-1657 (449 amino acids)
Biological process (GO): L-methionine cycle
Cellular component (GO): cytosol
Molecular function (GO): adenosylhomocysteinase activity
Source: RefSeq, a predicted model, not a curated record